AUGUGCUUCUGCUUCGAUGAAAUGGAAUACUGGGUGGAGGUGGACGAGCGAAGUCCUGCGCUAUACCGUAAACGAGAGCAGCGUGCAGAUAGCUCAUCGCUCCCUCCCAACGUUUACCAGCAAGGAUCCCGGCCAAUCGACCCGAAAAGACAGUAUAAUACCACCCUUCAGACCCGUCGUCAGCAGUACACUGGGGACAUUCCACAGAAGCGCGUUCACCUAGUCCCAAAGAGUGAGCUCUUGGAGCUGGGCAAGGAGGCCUGGCUUGAGCGCCGCAGAAAACAAGCGCAGCUCCAAGAAUCUUGCAGACAACUCAUGGAACGCCAAGAAAAAGAUGAAGAGUCUCGUCAAGCUCAAUGUCAGCCAGGAGAGAAUACUCGACAGCAUAACACGUCCUCAUACCAGUACACCAACGGCCAACCUGCUGUCCGUAGGUUAGCAACAUAUUCUGCCAGAUACCUGUACGGUCCUACUGCCGACAGAGUAGAACCAAGAAUGAAUGCAGUCGUCGACUAUGAUAGAUCAAAAGACAAAUAUCCUGGCAGAAGCCAAUGGUAUGGCACAGCGCCUAAGAGUGGUACCGAUGUCCACCCGUUCUCAUAUUCACCUAUGACGGGCUACCACGACCGAGCAUAUGAGGCCUACCAGGCUCAUGAUCACGCCCAAGCGAGGGUUAACGGGACUUAUUGGUAA
This is a messenger RNA of Aspergillus luchuensis, 693 nucleotides long. RefSeq lists its product as uncharacterized. The transcript has 2 exons. NCBI's taxonomy places the organism in Eukaryota, Fungi, Ascomycota, Eurotiomycetes, Eurotiales, Aspergillaceae. The record is from RefSeq and is a predicted model, not a curated record. Bases 1 to 693 code for a protein of 230 amino acids.